Molecule: messenger RNA, 13938 nt
Organism: Anopheles stephensi (Asian malaria mosquito)
Lineage: Eukaryota; Metazoa; Arthropoda; Insecta; Diptera; Culicidae
Product: myb-like protein I
Exons: 4
Coding region: 1575-3851 (758 amino acids)
Biological process (GO): cell differentiation; positive regulation of transcription by RNA polymerase II; anatomical structure morphogenesis
Molecular function (GO): DNA-binding transcription factor activity, RNA polymerase II-specific; RNA polymerase II cis-regulatory region sequence-specific DNA binding
Source: RefSeq, a predicted model, not a curated record
AACGUUAGUCUGAAAACAACACUACCCAGGACGGACGCAAAAGCUGCGGAGGCCGUCAGAGUCAGAAGUCGAUUUUGCAUCUUAGUAGUAGCAGCAGACACAUAGCACAUAGCAAGGCAUCGCAAAAAUCGGACAAGUGUAGAUUGAGUGUGCCGCAGCAAGUGAAGCAGUGAAGCUAGGCGAACCCGGCAUAUUUUGUGGUUUGUUUCGAGUGUUUGGCACGACACGCUUUUGCAAAACAUUGGAAGCGCACACAAGAAGCAUACACGCGCGUAUCGUGACAUGUCCUUGCUGCAAAAAUUGUGCAAUUUUUAGUCUGGAAAUGUGAGCAGAGCCAAACGCUCCAGACACGUGAAAAUAGUUUGAUCCGGGACACGCGUGUAUAUUGAUCGAUUUGUGGUCGUUUCUCGUGGUGGCAGUGAGGUGACAUUCAGUGACACGCAACCGAUUAAUGCAUCAUACCCGAAGUGCGAUCGUACCUGUACGUGGGGUGGAAAAACACCGGAAAAGCGAGUAAAAUGGUGAACUUGAUUUAUCACUCGACUUCGCAUCCAGUGAGACGAUCAUUCCCAGUCCUGAUGACAAGGUGCAAUACGUAAAUGCAACUCUGUGUCACCGGUGUGUGAGUGUGUGUGUGUGUGUUUUUCGGGACACACCAUCUGCAUCAAUAAAUCGUUCGAAAGUGAUUUAUAAGACGAUUGACGUGGUUGGGUGGAUUAUCAUUCGCCUCGACUCCAUCAAUCAAGUGCAUCUGGUGUAGCGGACGACCCGAACUGGCUGGAUGUGUUGGAUUGUGUUUCUUAAUGCAGUUUUUAUCAAGCGACAAACGUGCGGUGCUUGCAACGUGAUACGUUACAACAGUGAGUUUCAAUUAUUUGGUUUUGUUGUGUGUGUGUGUGUGUGUCUAAAAAGUCCCAAACCAAACAAACCAACAACUGUCGUGCGUGUGUGUGAGUGUGUAAAUUUACAACAAAAAAAUGAAAACAUCUCCCUUGAGGUGCGCGAGUGUAUGCAACACGGCGAGAGCAAAAGAUUAGAAGAGGGUGCCACACUUUCCAACCCCUUGGAAGGAAAACAACACACGCAAAUUUGUAGUAAAAGUGUCAGUCGGUUUCGGUGGUUUACGAUCGGCUUCAAGAGGAUGAUGCACUCGUCCUUAUGUUUCCGGCAAUCAUAAAAGUACAUCCGGUGCACAUCCCUUAGCCGCUCUCGGUGCUAGUGAUGGUCGUGUGCGUGAGUGAGUGAUUCACACCUUCAUAUAGAUCGCGAUCACAUUUCCCCUCCCUUAUUGCCGAGUGUUCAACACGGUUUUUCACGGUGUUUUUUUUUAUUUUUGAAUGAUCGAUUGUUAAAUCCCGGUACGUAGUUUUUGGUUGUUGCUUUGAUCGUUAAAAUUCGCGAGAGGAAUAAAGUGUGAAUAGAGUUGCCCAAUCCUUCUGGUGCAAUUAGUUUUGGUUUUUCUCCUCUCGUUGGUGCAUCCCGUGGUGCUAGUGGUGCUUGUCGUCGUUGUGCAAAACGGGGAAACGGCGACGUGUGAAUCGUCGUCGGUGCGCUCGUGCCCGGGCGCAUUAGUGAUGAUACCCCAACACAAUCAGGUGAUCAACGCGUUGUCACAGCACGACAGCGAGAUGGAUACGGUGAUGGUGCAGCAACAGCAGCUGCAGCAGCAGCAGCAGCAACAGUACGCCACCAACGCCGCCUCACCGCCCGUCUUCGGCUCCCAGAUGGUGGAUAAGAACUCCAGCACACCCUACACCGAUGCAACGCAGACGAAAAAACACAGCCCCGGCCACAUCAAGCGACCGAUGAAUCCGUUCAUGGUGUGGAGCCAGAUUGAGCGGCGCAAGAUCUGCGAGGUAACGCCCGAUAUGCACAAUGCGGUCAUCUCGAAGAAUCUUGGCCAGCGCUGGAAGCAGCUGAGCCCGGCCGAACGGCAGCCGUUCAUCGAGGAAGCGGAACGUUUGCGCAAGCUGCACACGCAGGAAUAUCCCAACUACAAGUACCGUCCAAAGAAGAAGCAGGUCAAGGGUGGAUCUGGUGGUGGUGGUGGUGGUGCUGGAGGAACUGGUGGUUCGUCCAAGUCUUCGUCCUCGUCGACGGGUGCCGGCUCACCCGCCCUGUCCACAUCAUCCUCUUCCUCCUCGUCGACCGGUUCGCCCGAAUCGGUAUCGUCCCGGGAUAGCUGUGGAUCGUCGAGCAGUUCCUCGUCGUCGUCAUCAUCUUCGACGGUCGGCGGUAAGUCACCGGCGUCUUCCGGCAAGCGCAGCCGAACUGCUAGCGGGAAGGUGUCCAAAGCUGGCGCCGCGAAUGGUGCGGGUUCGCUCAAGGGCAAGAAGCAAGUUAUCAGCCACGAACUGGCCCAACCGAUGAUGGCGGCGGUAGCGACACCCGCCACAGUUACGACGCUUGCGGCCCAACCCGACUGCUACUCGCUGGCGGCGACCAAACUGCUGCCAAACUCACCGGAGAGUGCCACACUGUACGACGAACGGUCGUUGAUCUCGCCCGAACCCACGUUUGGUCCGUUCUCGGAAGGUACGCCGAUUUUCAUCCCGACGCCGGACCACAACGUGUUCGUGAUGGAGGAAAGCAAUCACUUCGAUCAGGACACAAAAGGCUUCCUGUACGCGAACGGCAACACGCCCGAUCUCGCCGGUGACAGCGUGGGGAGUCCGCUGGGCCAUAACACCAACAUCACCUCCUCCACCUCCGCCACUACAACCAACAACAACAACAACAACAACAACACCUCCAGCAACAGUAGUCCGGGUGCGCUCAGUCACGUCGGCGCCGGGAACCACGUGGCGUCCUGCAACAGUCCCCAUCCUCAGCAUCACAAUCAGGCGCAACACCAACACCAGCAACACGGCAACAAUCAGCAGCAUCACAAUAACAACAACAACAGUCUUCAGAUCAACAACAAUCACCUCCAGCACCAGCAGCAAACGACGCCGUCCGUCAAGUCCGUCUACACCGACAGUGACGGUGACUGCGUAAAGACGGAGAAGUACUACGAGGACGAUGAGUGUCCGAGCGACCGGUUCGGAAGCAUGCUGGACGACAGCUGUCUGGAUGGUGUGGCCGGCAUCAACCGAAUAGACGACUCGCUCGAUCUCGGCCCGGGCUCGGUAGGUUCCGCGGGUCCGCCCGGUUCCGGGGCGUGUUUCGGUGAGAUCGUUACCUUCAACGGAAAUUUCACGCUGCCCAACGCGUCCCAGCAACAGCACCAACAGCAGCAACAGCGACUGCAACCACACCAGUCACAUCACCUCAACCAGCAACAGCAGCCACAGCAGCAGCAGCAGCAGCAGCAGCAGCAGCGAGGCACACUAGCGAGCUUUAACGAAAUUACCAACGGACAACAGUGCCACCAGCCGCAACAGCUGCAACCGUUCCAGUUCUCGUUGGCGAUCCAGCCCCUGGUCGCGAACAGCCUUCACCAGCAUCUACACCAGCAGCAGCAGCAGCACCAGAGCCAGCAACAGUUCCAGCUACCUCUGCGACAGUACGGCUGCCAGCAGGUCGGGUUGGUGGACUCGCAGGUCGCCGUGGAGAAUAUGGGCAGCUUGCCGCUGCUGGCCGAAACCUCGCUGGUCCCCAACUGUCAGCCUUCCCCAUCGGUGGACGGGUUCGGUGCGGCGUCCCUAUCGCUCGGCGUGCUCGACGGUACCAUCAUCGACGGCAACAGCCAGACGGACGUGCUGCUCGACAUGCUCGGGACCACCAACAUGGACUACACGUUCGAGGGGUUCGAGACGGCGUCGUCUUCGAGCGGUUCGCACCUGGAGUUCAUCACCGAGGACAACAGUAUUUUCCUGUCCGAGCCGAACCUGAUCGGUUACAACGUUUAGGACGGCGACCGGUGAGCGAACAACUCUCCUACCCCUUAAAAUACAUACCCACACAAACAUACACAGAAUUCAAUUUUUACAUACAGAAAGAGAGAGAGAGAAAGAGAGAGAGUAAAAUACAAAAGUAAAACAAAACACAACUUUGCUUGAACCAUUUUAUCAAUUGGGUAAACAAAAAUAGCAAACAAAAACUAAGUAAGAGCGGAAGCGUGAAACGAAAAGUCGGAAUGAAAAGACGGAGAAGAAAAACAAAGAGAAGAAACAGGAGAAAAAGGAGCGAGACGUGGAAAAAAUAAGUGCUUUAUCAAAUGAAAAGAGGUGCAUGAGUGUGGAACAGUGCGUGUACGGGAUGCGUGAAUGUAAAGCGUAAAGCUUGUAAAGGAAGCGAAUGUUUUGUGCGAUAAUACAUUAGAACAGUAAGGAUAAACUUAACGUGACGCUGGGAAACUGUACGGCACGCGUGUGUCAAGUUUUGCAAUUUACAUAUAGAGAUACAAAGCAAACAGCAAAAGAGGGAGAAAGUAAGCAAGCAAGAAGAAACACACAGUUAAGAGAAGAAGCAAAGCAGCGAAGAAAAAUGAAAUAAAACAAAGAGAAAGUAAUAAACAGAAGAAAAUGGAAACAAAACACACAUACAAACAAGCGAUUCAGAGCUUAACAGAAAAUAGGGACAAAACAAACAAACACAGCCACACACGGAAAGAAAGUGAUCGAAAAGGACAUAAACACGGGUGGGGAUGAAUUAGAAUGAAGAUACCAGAUGAGGUGAGUGAAUGGAUUGGAGCGUGCGAGUGUGUCGAGUGAGUGGUUUGAGUGAAUUUGGACGUUGGUGAAGUUGGACGUUUUGCAAGUCGACAGAUUGAGGUGCGUGCUUGUUGUUCUUGGUGAGCUUUUCCUCCUGUAUCCUGGAUAAACACCAUCUCGAUAUCGGUGAAAAUAGAGCUCGAAUUCUACUCGAAGCUGUGGAGAUGAAGUAUCAGGUAAAGUGUGCGGUUUGGAAUGUUUUGCUACAAAUCCGACAACGGCCAUUGCGCCUUGCCCAGUUUUGUAAUUAAAAAUAGCUCACGUACUUGCUGCUACGUCAAGAAGCAAGGAACGGAUUGUAAAACGGAAUGCCAUUUCUUUGGUGGAAUUCCAACAAGCGUAAUUGGUCCGGUACGUGUUUUUAAUAGAGUACGAUUUAUUAAUAAAUCGCUCAUCCAGGGUUUUAUUUGUUUUUCUUGGGGCCGUUUUGUUUUAAAUUCCACAUCCCAACAAAACAUUCGUUAAAAAUGUUUGGCGAGUCCUCAAGGACUCAGCGAAGACAUUGCACUUCGUGUGGAAUUUUUGUUUCUAUUUUGCUCCCAAGUUCUCGUGGACCUUUCGUGCUGGACUUUGGGAUAAAAAGAGGUUUGAGUUCCCGUAGGAACCACCGGACAACUCAGCCUCGCAUCCCAGCAGGCUAAACGUUUCCACUACUAAAGGUGAAACAAUUUGAUUAAUGUAAUGCCCUGAGUAUCCGGCCACUGCGACCAAGGAUCCUUCCACGGUAAGGAAGGUGUUUUAUUAAAUUUCUUUCACGCUUCGUGUAGCCAACCAGCCGGCCAGACUGGAAGAAAGCUAAUAGAAAACGCACGCUUUCCCAAACCAACUGAACCGGUAGUGCAGGAUUUUCCCCCGCCCUACUGUCCUAUUUUCGUCCCAUUUCUUCUCUCACACCGGGACACACUUUUUCGGGCAGCGUUUUUUCCUGGAGCAGCAUUCCAGAUUCCACAGCGAGCAUAUCGCUCACCAGGUUUCGGCUGGCACCGCGCCCUGGCUGCUGUUGCACUUUUCGCUCUUGGUUCACGAAAUAAUCGAAAUUUAGCCACGCCGAUAUUGAAAACAGCCCGCCGAGGGGGAAGAAAAGUGCAGGGAAAAGGAUGAAGGUUUCAGGUUUAUUAUCCUCCGGGGUUUUCCCGGGUCGAUUCAGCAAAGUCUGUUUUUUUUCGUUCCUUUCUCGCCAAGAUGUUUUGAGGAGCUGUGGACUUUAGAAGCAGAAAAAAAGAAUUGACUUUUAUUCGGUUUUUUGGGUGUGUGCGUCCUCAAUCGAGAGCCAAUCUCCAGAUUGGGAAAAUUGUGCGCCACACUCUUCCUCUUUUCCUUCUCGCUAUCCUCCCACCUCUCUCACUCCAUCUGUCAGCUUACGCUCGAAAAAAAGCCCCCGAUAAAUCCUGGAACGAUUUUACUACCAGCCAAGCUCGGGAAAUAUUUCUCGAGUUUUUCUUUACACUUCGAAAAAUCACCAAACGACCUAGGGAACGACCUGCCGAACCUGGGAUGAUUGAGCAUUACGAGCAAUUUCUUUUCGGUCCCGUACCAGCUCGAGAGGGGUGGUGUGUCAGCCGCCAGCCGGAUAAGGAUUGGUUUGAUUUCUGGUUCUUGGGUUGUGACGAAAAGAUGCCGUCACUGCACACCCCAUUUUCCUGGCAGUACUUGGGCAGAGAAAUCGGGACGCGAGGCAGACCUUUAACACACACUUCACAGCGGAUGUUUGAAAUGAGAAGUAGAGUCAUGUUUCAUGUUUGGUCAGACCACUUUUUGAAUGGUCAAUUUAUGAACUUGAUGACCAACCAAAAGCACACACAACCUCAAUCCGUCGGCUUGCGUGUAUAGAGCGGCGUGCGGGAGUCCGUUAGUCUGUAAGGAAUUAUUUUUUUCUUUCCUAAGAAUAAGAAUCUAGCUGUUGAUGUUAUACAUUAUGUUUAAAGUUGUACAUUUGAGUUUGGUAAGGUAGUUACUGUCGUUGUCGUACGCUUGUCCGGUGCAGUUUUGUUGUUUUGUUUUGUUUUCUGUUUUCCCCCCAAGCGUUCCGGCCACUCAGAUUUUCCUAUCGAUGUGUGUUGACAUUGUGUUACUUUCUUCCUACCCUAUCCCCUCCAUUAGAUCGGAUCGGUUAGUAUAAGUGAGAGCAAUUUUCAACAACAACAAAAUCCCUCUUCUUAUAAGCAACACUCACACUCUUAAUCCUAAAACCAUAUACUUUAACAACACACACACAUUGUUUCUAUGUUUAGGCGCUAUAAUUAUCCUAUAAGAUGUGCGUACUUUAUUAUCGCUCUUCAUCUCUAUUCUCAAUCCAACUUUCCCCAAACCCCCCCCCAAAAAAAAGGAAUAUCCCCAUUUCAAAAUUAUAAAUCGCCCAAUCAUUUCGGCCGCGGUGCUAACUAGUGGAGUGCGACUAGUUAAGGUAGUGAACUACUCUGAACAAAAAAAAAAACACAAUUUAAACAAAAAACGAACGCCAGGCAGACGCAUGUGGUGACGGGACGGUUGCUCGACAGGCAAACACACUGUAGAUAUGAAAAUAACGAAAACUAAGCUGAAUAUGUGAUUAAAGUAAUGGAUUAAGGCAAAAGGCAAACCGAAACGGCGACGACGACCAAUGGCGAACCACUGUGCUGCAGAUGGGGGCCGGCGAUCGUUUAGGGAAAUGUGCGAAACAUUUUUGUCGAGCAGGAAAACACAAAAAAGGGUUUAAGCUAUAUCCAUAUAUCUAUAUAUAUAUAAAAUGUAUUUGUGUAAAGUUAGUGAAGCGAUAAUGCGCUACUACUGUUAAGAGAGAGAGAGAGAGAGCGAGAGUUAAGAGAGCGAUUAGCGCAGGGUUUGUUUUAGUUUUGACGGUGUUGCAGACACCGCCGUAAGUAAUCCAAAAUUUGGCCCCCUUCAAACUGUGACACAAACAAAUCACACACACACACACACACGAAACGAACUACCGUUUGGUGUGGUGCAAGUGUGCCAAAACACUUGCACAAGUCCUAUCGCGCUAGUACAGCCUCGUAAACGUAAGACACACACACACUACCAACAGACGGCGGAGAAACACACUUAAGUGAAAACAUUUUCCCUCCCUGGUACGUCCCAUGGGUGUGAUAUAGGCAGUGGAAAAUCGCAAACUAUUUUAUAAAUGUUACCCUUUUUCGCCCGCGGCUCGUUCCUCAUCGGAGGGCUAGUAAAAACACAAACACACACAGACACAAGAAAACACAGAAUCGGAGCAAGACACGUUACAGCUGAAAGUUUGUUCGUUUCAGUUUCAGCUAGGUAAGGUAUUACUACUAAUUACGGUUACUAUUAGAAAAAAACCUACUGGUAAACACUAUUAUAACUACUACCGAAUAAUCGCAGCCAUGUGUUUUUGCAAAUGAAAAAUGAAGGCAUCAAUAGAAUUACCUUGAACAAAAAAAAAAAACAAAUGGUUUUAAGUUAUUAUUUCCCGUUCUUAUUGUUUUCCCGUUUGUUCCCAUUCUUCGAUGACUUACAAAAAAAUAGGCGCCCAAGGGGGGGUUCCCAUCUACCGGGUUGUUUCCUUGCUGGUUUCCGGAUUCGAACUGCCGAAUGGGGGUUGUGAGAAGUUCCUUUGCCGGUUCACUAGAAAAGGUUUCGUGUUUUUGUUUGUUUGUUUGUUUGUGGUUUCUGUUACCGUCUACAAGCGACCGAGAGAAAAGUUCGCCCGGUCCACUGUGGAUUGCUGCCCUCUUUCAAGUACUAUGCACAGUGUUCCGGCAGCAUGUGUUCAGUAGCAACCGUUUUGUGGUAAGCAAUUGUGGCACUCUGUUUCAGGUGCCGAUCCUCCAAUUAUGGUUUAUUUGCAUAAGAAGUGUCAAAAACAAAACGACUCAGAACUAACAAGAGCAAAAAAUAUCAGGGAACCAUCUUUCGGAACAUAGAACGCAAAGGAGACAGAGAGAGCGAAAGAAAGCAGCGUAACAGUGCAUACAGCUUUUUAAUACUAUUUUUGUACCGUAUAAUGGAAGAAGCAGAGAAGAAAAUGGAAAAAAUGAAACAAUCCCUAGUGAGCUGUGUUUAGUAGCAAAAACAAAAAGGGGAAAUCAAACACUACACAAGAAUACAUCGAAAAGAAAUAGCGGAAAGAAAGAAAACCAGGCCAGAAAUAGAAUAGAGAAGCCGAAAACUCAAACUUCAAAUGCAAUAAAACUCGCAGUAACAGCAAAAAUGUUCCAAAAAACCAUACCAUACAUAGUGAAAUAGGCAAGUUUUACAAAGAAAAGCAGUGAAAACUGCUACUGGGCACACAGAAUUUUAAAAUAACGCCGUCGUAAAUCGGUCCGUAUAUCCGAGCAGCAAAAAUUUACAACGAAAAGUGGUAAGAAGAUGAGAAAAAAACAGAAUAAAACACUACAAACAAAUAGAAGAGAAGCAAAAACAUGAAAUAAGUAAGUAACUAAUAAAAACAAAACACUACCAAACACUAACAACACAAAACACAAAACAAAACAAAAAAACCCAAGAGCAUCUACAGCAAGGUUCAAAUCGCAAAACGCAAACAAACGGUUUUACUUACCUAUUAGUAAAAAGCGUAACAAAGCAAACAAACAAAGAAGCAAAAUAAAUGAAACAAAUUACAAAACUCAGGAAAUGAAAAAAAAAAACAAAACAAACAAACAAAUUUCUUGCGAAACGUAACUAGCAAAACUUUGUGGUGUAGGAAACAAGCGAAACAGCAAAAACGAAUAACCCGGAAAAAUAAAAAGGUGUAAGUAGUGUUUAGGUUCUUUCUAAAAGAAAAUCUUCAUUGCGAUAAAAGAGAGAAGAGAGGCCAAGAUGAGUAGCAAUAGUGGGGAAAAGGACAUGCAGCUUGGUUUGUUUUAUUUGAUCGGAUAGAUUCUUUUGUGCAUGUAGUCGCGUACGAAAUAGCACGCGAAAGCUCAGCUACCAGGAAGAAAACCAAUCAGUUUACUAACGAAACGCAGUACGAAUAGUGAUAAACACGAAAUGGAUCCUUUUUUGCAGGAUAGACGAAAACCUAACGCGUCGUGGAUCGAACCGAGAGUUGUUCUUCGAACUCCACUUAGUCCACAGCUAUCUGGCCGGGGAAGGAUGUAUCAUUCGGAACCGGGCUAGUUUGAAUUUGGUGUUUGGUGGAUGCAAUAGAACAGAUUUACACAUACACGCACACACACACACAUACGAAACAAAUUUUUACAUCCGCAACAAUCAUUACUACGAACAAUCGAUAAAGACAACACAGUUUACAUUUUACAGCAACAAUUCGCCACUUAACAGACACAUCCGGCUCACUUAAUUGAGAGGGGGAAGGAUGUGAAUUUUUAAUAGCAAACUACAAUGGUUGGAAUGAAAAACUUCGUUUGCAAAUUGCAUUGGCGAGCCUAUUUUUUUUUGUUAGAGCCGGUUGUGAGCCUAUCAAGUCAGUAAGAGCAAGCGUUCGCGGUUUUACUCUAAUUUUUGUGUGGCCCUCCUGAUGCUCAAUGACGUGUGUAAACUGGUUCAUGCGCGGUACUUUAAGCUGCAAUUAAUUCUCAUCAAACAACAAUCAUAUAAAACACUCAUCCUUGCCGUGCAGCUUUCAUUUGCCGAAGGGUUAAAGCGGCAACAGUUGCAAAACCUUAGCGCAAAAGAAAAAAUGGGUAAAUCGUCAAUCGUGUUAGUGUCGGUGUUAGUAGUGUUUUCUCUGGCUAUCAACAUAAACGCUUAGGUCGCAACACAUAUACUAUAGCGAGCACCUAAUGCAUUAGGUUGACGCGAACAAAGGCUUAAAGUUUACAGAUGUACUCCGAAGCGAUACUGAAGCGCGGGGGUCCUCACUGACGAGGACCGGUGCGUUGUUGUGCAUCCAGAACUCGUUGACGAUACGGGAAGACUGAAAUACUCUCCACCAAUCCAGGACCGAAAACCACGCUUUCGAAUUGUCUCGUGCGAUAAUCCUCUCUUAUUUGCAUCUCUUAUUUUUGUCGUAAACCAAACUCAAGUAACUAAUGUCUUAAAGUUACAAACAUAUCGCAGUUUUAUUGGUUUGCUUGAUGUCUUUUCCCCUAUUCUUUUACUUUUUCUCACAAUUUUCUAACGACCUCUUCUUACUAAUGAUCCUCUUUGCCUGUUUUGGAUACUAUUGUUUUCCCACAAUGAUCUCAUAACACACGCGAGUCAUCCAAAAGCCAAUUUUUCAGACAAUCUCUAUCUUAGUGCUUACUCGUUGCACUACCUUCCUUACUCGGUUUUAUUAUUUUUAUUCUAAACAAAAAAGCUGUUAAAAGGACAACUAAAAGAAAAAGGCGCAAAGAUAGAUAUAGCUUUGAAUUUUUGUGACCAACCAACCAACGAUUAGAGUGCGGUAGAAAGGGAGAAGAAGACGACAUAUUGCACCAACCAAUAGUUUUGGGCAAACACUUUGUUCGGAGUGGCAUAGAAGAGAAGAAAAUGCGAGUGCUUAGCUGGCAAACGCAAACCAUGGUAAUAAUCGUUAUUUAAGGCACAUGCAGCACAACCGUUUAGUGCUGGCCGAUACAUUGUGUAGCGUAGGGAAUGGGACGAACGCAUACUCCGCCAUCGCUGCUAUAUAGCCAACCUCAUCAGCGGCACCGGGGGAAGUGCAAGGUGGUGGCAACCGUUCAGGUUUGUGCACGAUAAAACAAAUGAAUAAAAUAUUCAGGUAUCUAAACAGGCUGUGAAAUAGUCUAUUUGUUUAUUCUAGUUUUUAUUGAUCCAUGUUUGAGACAGUGGUGUUUGGAAGUGUGUAUGUAUGUAUUUGUAUACGUGUUUGUAUUUUAUGUUUAGGUUUCGUUUUCGCUUUAGGUUUCGUUUUCAACUUACUGUUUAAUUGUAAAAAGAGAUUUGGUUUUACUUUUAUUAAAACUUUCUUUUCAAAUAUUUUUUUUCUUCCAUUUGUUAUUUUCUAUGUUUGUUUUUUUCUUCUUCUUUUUUUCUCUUGUGUGUUUUUUCAUGAUGAAGAUUAUGUUUGAAUACAAAAAUUUAUGUGAGAAGUAAAAAGGAAACAAAACACAAUUUUUCAGAGCAAAAACCGAAUCAAAAACAAAACAAAAGACCAGAAACAAAAAAGCAAAACAAACUAGAAAAAUAAAAGAAGUUAAAACAAGAAAUUUUAGAAAACAAAAACCGAAAAAGUUAUAACAUUUUAGCGAAACAAUCUACAAAAAACAAAUACGAAAGGAAAAACUGACAACGCAAAAACCAAUCAUGAUCAUAACAAAACCGAAACUGCCAAGCAUACAAAACAAAAACAAAAAAAGGGUAAACGAUGCAUUUGUGUUUUAUUUGUUGUGUUUGUUUGACUUUUUAUAUGGGAUGAAAAGGUUGCUUUGCAGAAUGUUUCUUUCCUGAAUGAUCUUCUUUUUUUUCAUCUCAAGACUCAAUCAAAACCGGAAACGAUUCAAUGGGUAGUUUUUUAUCCGAGCAAUCUCCACGCACGGCAAAGUUAAUCAAAUCAAACUGUGGCAAUAACUAGUGGGAGAGAGAGAGAGAGCGAGAGAGAGAGAGAAGUUAAGGGGUUAUUCUUAUUUAGUUUGGAGAAAUAUUUCUUUCCUUUAAGUAUACCGAAUCACCGAGUAUAGUAUGUGCUUUCGUUAAGCAGGACUAAUAUUGAUAAACAGAAUAACAAACAAACAGGAGAACAAAGGCCGGCAGAAGGCUGAAGUUAGAAGCCACCAGCAUCUUAAUUGAAAAUGAUGCAAAAAAACUAAACAAAACAAAUACAAAAAAAACUUAUUAAAAAAGGGUUGAGAACGCAUAACAUAUUCGUAAACAUCGCUUUCAAUGUGUAGUGAACCGUUUCUUUCAUAUUAAGACUAAACAGAAAGGUAAAGAAUAAUCUAGCAUACCGUAAGUUAUACAUUAUACAAAGAGAGAAAACAAGCAAAACAAAACAUGUUACAUUGAGUGAUAUUGAAUAUUAUUAUUAAACAAAACACAACCAACACUCAAUUAGUGGAUGUGGCGAGUGGCGAGAACUAAUCAAUUCACCCAUUUAAAAUAAAACCCCGUAAAAACACUGUGUCCUACUGCUGUCUCUUAUCGAGUUUGUAGAGAACAGUGUUUGAACCGGAGCACUAAGCCUGUGUCUGAAACGAGUCACAGAUGGGCGCGUUUGUGGGUGAAGUUAUUGAAAUUUUUAAAAUACCCUUACAGAACUCUACAAACAGAAAAACAGAUGAAGUAGGAAGGAGAAAGAAAAAGCAAACAAAGUAAAACAAAACUCACACGCACUAUAUUAAUCGAAACUCGAAACAAAACAAAUCAUUAAAUGUCUAUUUAUAUAUUUACAACCAAACCAAACAAAUCAGAAAAGUAAAGAAGAAAAACCAAUUAAAAGUGGUAGUGUGUACAAGAGAAGCAGCGGUAAAAGGAAGUGACAAAAAAAAACAAGUAAUAAAGCAUAAAGCAAGUAAACUAAACCAACCAACCAACCAACCAGGAGCAAGCAGUACACUAGGAGUAUAAUAAUAAGUAUUGAUAUUAUUAUAUUACUAUUACGAUAAGGACUAUUGAAAUCUUCACACCACUGGUUAGCAUGUGAGAGUGCGUGUGUUUGUGUGUGUGUGUGUGACUUGGACAAGAACUUAUCUACAAAAUAAAUAAAAACCUAACGUGGCUAAAGCAAUGUGCAAUUAGUGCAAGCAUUUAAAUGGUGACAACCAUUCGGCGGCAGCAAUAUUAUGGUUGGAAUUGGUAACGUUAAUGAAACAAACAGCACUUAACUCAAGAUUUAAACAAGUGUAACAAAUAGAGAGAAGAAAAGCAAAACACACAAAACGGAGAGUGAAUAUUUACAGCAUCGGCAGCAACACUGUUGGAGCUAGUCUGGUCGUUUUGGUCGUGCUACUGGACUGGUUGCAAAUAUUUUGCCAAGCCACGAACUUUGGGCAAAUGGGCCAGCUAUUGGCGUGUACGUGCGUGUGUCUUAGGCCGGAGAAAUUAUUCAGCUCGAUGGAUGGGACUGUUCAAUUCGGAACGAUGUCCUCUCCGCAGGACAACGAGCACACGGCCGAUGGAUGUGCCGAACGUUUUGUACAUUUUGUAGCUAAAGAGUCUGAGCAUUAGAACCGAACUGUUGUUAAACCCAUCUUCUGCUCGGAUGUUGUUUGUUUGUGUUUCUGAGUGUUUUUUUUUUCUGUCUCUCUCUUAGCCAUCAAGUUGAGCUAUUAUUGGGUGCGGUUGGCGUACGUGCUGGGGUCCCCUGUGUGAGACGUAAUAAAUUUGGGAGGGUUCGAUUUUCGAACGGGCAGAGACAACUGUUUGAACCGGGUGCUAAAAAAUUAGGUCCAAGAACGAGAGAAACAAAAACAAAAAC